AUGACCAAGACAUCUGACGUGACCAUUGGGAAGCCCAUCUCAAACGCAUCGUGCCACAUUCUCGAUGCGGCGAUGCGGCAUGUUCCUCUUGGAGUCGUCGGCGAGAUAUAUUUGGGUGGGGUGGGGGUGUCACCAGGGUACAUCAAUUUGCCAGAGCUGACUCGAGAUCGAUUUCUGAAGGAUCCGUUUACGAAUGAUUCUGGGAUGAUGUAUCGAACGGGAGACUUGGGCCGACUUUUGCCCAACGGCCAGUUUGAAAUCCUCGGUCGCAUGGACAGCCAGGUCAAGUUGAAGGGGUACCGCAUCGAGUUGGACGAAGUGGCCAAUGCGAUGAUGCACCACCCUGAGAUAGUGUCGGCCGCGGUCGUCGUCAAGGACAAGUCCCAUCUCGUCGGGUAUUUCACGCCCGCCACCGUCAAUGUCGAAGGCUUGCGGCAAACGGUGGCCGACCUAUUGCCCGUGUAUAUGGUGCCUGCGAUGUGGGUUGGUCUGGACAUGCUGCCGCAUAACUGCAAUGGCAAAGUGGACAAGUUGGCACUGGCGGGGUUGGAGGCUACCUUGACCAUGGAGCCCAUGCAGACUGAGCUGGAGAUUGAACUGGCAGCCAUCAUCUCAACAGUUCUCAAGGUCAACCAGAGUGAGAUCGGCCGACACUCGUCGUUCGUGGCGCUGGGGGGCGAUUCCAUCACGGCCAUUUACCUCGCAGCUGCGUUGAAGCAACGUGGAUGGCGUGUAUCUGUGCGUGACAUCCUCGCGUCUGGGCGCUUGUGUGACCUUGCAACCGAAGCCAAGAGCCAGCCCCCUCUGCACCUUCCGGUGGUGUCAGACGUGGCACUCUCCACGGAAGUCAUCCAGGAAAUCAUGUCGCACUGGCCUACCUAUGAAUCGGCAUUUGCCACGACACCCGAGCAAUCGUUUCUAGUACAAUCGACCAUCCGAAUCCCGUCAAAUUGGGUGCUUCAAGUGCCGUUUCUCGAAUGGGGUGCCGCCAAGAUGGCAGUCGCGUAUGGCCAGUUGGCCGCGACAUGCGAGACGUUGCGGACGACGUUUGUCAGCAACCCCAUCGGAGUCUACCAUGUCGUCAACCCAGCUACGUCGUCGUCUAUCGAGUAUUCUUCAGCCACUUCAUUGAGUGAAUUCUUGGCCACGGACAAAGCCCGAGGGUUUACACUGGCCGAUCCGUCGUUUGCUCGGUUCACGGUGGUUACCUGUGGAGGCGAUUCUGUGGGCGUUCUGACCAUCCACCAUGCCUUGUACGACGGCUGGUCCAUUUCGCUGUUGCGAUCGGAUUUGUUCGAUACGUACUCUGGCCACCCAGUGUCGCAGCGUCCGUCUUUUCGAGCGCUGAUCCAACACCUGGCCAGUCACGACAUGACGAAAACAGUAGCGUUUUGGGCCAAUUACCUCGCGGGAGCACCACCGACGCCCUGUUUGUCCGACUUGGUGCCUCCAACAUCGUGUCCUGAACCCAACGACCUGUCGCUGGCUACACACGCCGCCUUGCCUCGCCUUCCCUCGGUCAUCCGGAGUCUUGGCGUGACCAUGUCCACCGUGGUGCUCCUCAGUUGGGCCAUGGCGCUGCAGCACCACACAAACCGACACGACAUCGUGUUUGGGCAAGUGCUGGCCAACCGCAACCUCGACGUGCACGGGAUCGACCAGUACGACCACCUCAUUUGGGAGUUGACACUAACGUUUUGGGGAGUAGGAUGCUCGGGUGCACUGUGA
This is a messenger RNA of Aphanomyces astaci, 1728 nucleotides long. RefSeq lists its product as hypothetical. Gene Ontology annotation, cellular component: cytoplasm. NCBI's taxonomy places the organism in Eukaryota, Oomycota, Saprolegniomycetes, Saprolegniales, Verrucalvaceae. The transcript has a single exon. Gene Ontology annotation, biological process: secondary metabolite biosynthetic process; amino acid activation for nonribosomal peptide biosynthetic process. The coding region runs from base 1 to 1728 and encodes 575 amino acids. Gene Ontology annotation, molecular function: catalytic activity; phosphopantetheine binding. The record is from RefSeq and is a predicted model, not a curated record.